Molecule: messenger RNA, 4473 nt
Organism: Bacidia gigantensis
Lineage: Eukaryota; Fungi; Ascomycota; Lecanoromycetes; Lecanorales; Ramalinaceae
Exons: 3
Coding region: 1-4473 (1490 amino acids)
Biological process (GO): protein deubiquitination
Molecular function (GO): protein binding; cysteine-type deubiquitinase activity
Source: RefSeq, a predicted model, not a curated record
AUGGACCCUCCCCAGCCUUCAAGUACCGCAGCUGCAAAUGAGGCGGCUGUAACCCCAACACAAAAUCAACCGGUGCAGCCUGUACCUCCGGGGCAAAGCCACGAUAGAAUGGAGACGGACGAAGACAGUGACGAUACGAGGUCAGAAACAGGGAGAAACACACCUGAACAGUCUGAAUCAACCCCGGAGACCGCUCCGCAACCAGCUGCUGUAGAUGGUGAACCCAUGGACACCACCCAAGAUCCACCGCCGGUGACCGUUGCUCCUACGAGCACGCAGCCUCCACCCCCAGCAGCUACCGAGACAACAAAUACCAUUAACAACAUUCUUCGAAUUGGUAUGACUGCGAACAUUAGCAUGGGCUCGAACGGCAUCGCAACGUUGCUAGACACUCCAACCUUCUCGCUCAAUAUGAAUGGCAUUGAUCAGCAAAGUGGCAACGUCCAAGUCACCAUUCCCACUGGCGCCCUUGAAAGCAUCCGAGCAAGCAGACAACCUCCCCCACCUCAGAGAGAAGACUCUGUCGAGUCAAGAAGACGAGAACGCCGGGAAGAGAGGGAGCGGGAGCGUGAAGAGGAUAGAGAUGACUCGAGUGAGAGCUCAAGCGACGACGAAGAAAACCCAUAUUGGGCGAGUUUCAAGGAGGACACUUCUUCACCGGACGAACGAGAGAUUCAAUCCAUCGAAGAAGCGGAGAAAAAUUUGCCCUUGGCCACUGAUCAUGAGCACUGGGAAAAGACUACAUUCGAGUCAAUUGAUGACCCCGAGUACAUUCCAGAUCAAAUAGGUAGGAUUUCGUGGACUCUCAAAGGUGUGCAUGGGACACCGGACAAGCCAAACAAGGAGCGGAUUAUGAGGUCUCCGUCUGUGAAGAUCGGAGACUACUAUUGGAGCAUUAAAUAUUAUCCAAGGGGAAAUGAUGGCACCGAACAAGUGAGUGUAUAUUUAGAAUGCUCUCCUAAAUCAAAUGAGGAGGUAGAAAAGCAGGAGAGUGAGCAGGAUAAGGAUAAAGAAAAUGUCCCACCAGUAGCAGCAGCCCCUCUCACUGAAGGUGAGGCGAGCGACACGCAAAUGAGUAGUGCACCCAUGGAAGAAAGUCAGACACUGCCUGAUGCCGGCUCUACCACAACAGAGCAUCCGGCUACUACUGCACAGCCAGUCCAGUCACAAGCGACCGAAGCUACUCCCGAUAGUGACAAGCCAUGGCGUGUACCCGCUCAGGUAUGUUGUGUCAUGUACAACCCGAAUGAGCCACGAGUCUAUGUUCAGCAGAAAAGCGCCCAUAGCUAUUAUAAUGAAAAUCCAGAUUGGGGCUGGACGCGCUUCCACGGUCCGUGGGAUGAUCUUCACCAGCGAAAGCGGUUUCAGCGUCAGGCCAUGCUUCGAAAUGACACCUUGGCAUUCACUGUAUACAUCCGUACCUUCAAGGAUGAGACUAAUGCGUUAUGGUGGCAUGCACCGAAAGACAAGGCCGCCUGGGACAGCAUCGAAAUGACCGGUGUGCGUGCCUUCAAAUGUGUCCGACCCGACCAAUCUAGCGCUGUCAUCUCUGCUCUUUCGACAUGGCUUCAUCUCACCCCAAUCUUGAAUAUGAUCCGCGAGGCACAUAUUCCUGAUUGCUUCACUGAGCCUGACAUCCGACCGAGGCCUUUAUUGGAGGAGUUGAGGGCUAUUCUAGAAGAAACGGGGGAAUACUCAGAUAAGACCAAGGAGCUUUCUCUGAGCCUGAUUUCGACAUUGAUGGAUGUCAACAGCUUCGAUGGUAUUCGAAAGAUGGAUGUCGUAGCGUUGUGGGAACAUUUGAGACGCCUGUUGACAUUUGAGGAUUCGAAUGCUUCAUCGCUGGAAGAAGCUUGCAAUUCAAAUGUAGAAGCCUUCAAAGACAUCCUUCUCCUUAAGCAGCCCGAUCUCUUUAAUCUAGAUCCACAGUCGCGGAGAUAUCAGCCCGAGGGCCGGGAUGUCCCCGCUGUCGCUUCCACCCAUGAGCCUACAAGUGUUCAGGAAGCUGUGGAUCUUGCCUCGCAGCACCUGGAGAAGGCUUUCCGAGCGUGGGAGUGUUUUCCACAACAGCGUCAAGAGCUCUCCAAGCAUCCAAAAGUGUUGCAGAUUGAGCUCCACCGUCAACACUUCGACCAGGCCGACCGUAAAUGGAUGAAGCUGGGCCACAAAAUUGCACUUGAUGAGCAGAUCACCUUUUCGAAUGCUUCCUAUACCCUCUACGGCAUCAUUGUGCACAACGGCUCGCUUGAAUCACAAGAAUUCUAUUCCGUCAUUAGACCAGCUGGACCUAAGACUAGGUGGCUUAAGUAUUCGGGUGAGAGCAAUUCGCGCAAGGUUUCAGUGUUGACAACGAAGCAAGCUACGACGGCCCAUGAAGGCAGCGGACCUCCAGUGCUUGACAAGAAGAGCUCUGCUUCGAAGAUAGAAAAUGCUGCUGUAGCGUAUGUUGUCAUGUAUGCACUCACAGAUUCUCUGAAAUCGAUUCUCGAAACACCUUUCGAUCGAAAGCUGCUCGACUCUCGCAAGACUCAAUCUACGCCAGAACUUCAAGCUGUCAGUAAUGCAAAUAGUGAGACCACGUCUGCACCCUCACAAGAAAAACCUCCUGUCCAGGUAUCGGUGUACUUUUACUGUGGUGACGCCUUCUCUGGAACAGAUGAGAUUGAGACAUUCGACCCUUGGUCAGAACGAAUCCGGAACCAAAGUGAGGACGUAUGCCAAAUUACCCUUCCCGAGACCGUGAAGGUGGAGGAGGUCAAGAAAAUACUGGAUCAUAUAUUAGGAAAACAUAAGGAUACGGGCCCCACCAAGCCAGUCAACAUCUGGCUGCUUGAUUCCAGAAAGCCUUGCCUUGGCUCUUCGCCCGCAUUUUACUCUUUUGAGCGUCAUAAAGAAGAGGCCUUGGAGGUCGUUCCUCAAUUCAGUGAAGGGUGUAGGUUCUGGCUAGGAGGCCAAGAUUUGGCUAUCAUUCGAAAAGUCCUUCAGCAGCUUAAGAAUGAAGAUCCAAUGCUGGUCCUAGAAGAGGUGAAAAAGGCUGAGACGGCAGCGAGGGAGGCCGAAGACAAUACUCCUCCUGUGGUGGACCAGCAAAGUACGAGCACGACUGAGGGCCAAGCCGUAGCUGCUCAAGCAACUGGAGAAAAUGCCAGCUCAAGCAUCGAGCCACCUGCACCAAGCCAACAAGUAGAGGAGCAAAACGCUACUGCUACUGUGCCAACUACUCCCGGAACUUCCACUGCGCCAGCUGCUACCGAGGCUACUACUGCGUCAAAUGCCACUGAGACUGCUACCUCGCCACUGACUACUGGUUCUACUUCUGAGCCAGUUGUUACUGAGUCUGCUGCUGUACCUCAGAGUAACACCACUGAAGGAGAGAGUGCUACAGUGCCGAGUCAAACGAAUGAAACGCCUACGCAAGAACAGACUGACGCCUGGGGUGACGCGCACGGGACCUCUGGUCCCCCAGCAAUCAUUGCAGAGGAGAACAAUGGCCUUGAAGCGAGCCAUACUGACGUUGUGAUGACUGAUGCUCAUGACAACGAAGUACAGCCGCCCCCACCCCAGCCAACAGCUAGUCAGCCUCGCCAGACAUCGAAGAAGCCACCCAAGGCCGCGGUGCGUCAAGUAUUUUGUUUCCUCAAAGUUUUCGAUUGGGAAAAUCAGACACUAUCAAGCACUGCGUCAUUCAGCGCCCCUCUUGCGUCCAGCGUACUGUCCGAGAUAAUGAAGGCUAUGGGCGUCGAGAAGAAACCAAACUCGGAUGAUGAGAUGACUGAUGCUGAUCAACCCGAAUCGGAGCCAGAGCAAUGGGAUGUCUAUCAUGAGCGAUUCCAAUUCUCCAAAGCCUACGACCUAGUCACAUCAAAUAUGACUUUCGACAACUUCACUCUCAGCACCGAAUUUCUGCCUGGUGAUAUCCAGAUCAUUGUCCCUACUGACGGCGCGUGCUUCAUAGCGCAGCGCCGUCCCAAUGAAGAACAGAUCAGCGCUCUUAUUGCUGCCGGCAAACCUACCACCGUAUCCCAGUACAUUUCACAUCUUCUCGCCCAAACCUACCAUCCUGCAUAUUCCGUCCCCCAACGCACAACCUCCUAUCUCGGCUCCAACUACUUUUCCGGCUCUCAAUCAUACUCCCGCCCCCACGGUCAAGGCACGCUCGUUACCAUGACCGGCGAUACGUACACCGGCCCCUUCACCUCCGGCCUCAAGUCUGGGCCCGCUGGAAAAAUGAUCUUCGCGAACAAAGACACCUAUGAAGGUGCAUGGGAGCACGAUGAACCUUCCGGUCAAGGGCAGAUGAUGUAUGCGAAGACGGGAAACGUUUACGAAGGCGGGUGGAAGAAGGGAAAGAGACACGGGCAAGGGACGAUGAAGUUUGAGGUCGCGGACGAGGAGAUGAAAUUGUGCCAGGUGUGCUAUGAGGAGGAGAUGGAUAGGGUGCGCGAGGCAGGUGGAGAGUUGUCCGGUUUGUAG